Messenger RNA from Colletotrichum orchidophilum, 2679 nucleotides. RefSeq names its product ubiquitin-conjugating enzyme. The record is from RefSeq and is a predicted model, not a curated record. NCBI's taxonomy places the organism in Eukaryota, Fungi, Ascomycota, Sordariomycetes, Glomerellales, Glomerellaceae. The transcript is spliced from 11 exons. The coding region runs from base 1 to 2679 and encodes 892 amino acids.
AUGGGCAGUAUGCCGUCGUUGCGGCGACAGCACCUUCUGGCCGAAUUCGCCGGUCUGAAGCAGGCUUGUCCGGAGGGGGUCUUCGUAAGCUUAACGCCAGGAGACCCGAUGCUGUGGUCCGGCGUCAUGUUUGUGAGGCAUGGACCUUACGCUACGGCCAUCUUGAGGUUCCAGAUCUCAUUUCCUGAUACGUACCCUCGAUUACCGCCACUUGUCACCUUCUCAACAGACAUCUUUCAUCCUCUGAUUACGCCAUUAACAACUUACAUGUACACUACCGAUAUUCAAGACAACGGCACCGUCAGCGCCACCGACGCAGAGCGCCUACCACCCGGGGGAUUCAGUUUACGGCACGGAUUCCCUGCUUGGUUUGGCCGGGGCAGCCGGAGCAACGCUGGUAGCAGACAAGUUAGCGGCCAACAACAACCGCCCGCGACUCCCGCCAGAGGCGGCGGUCCGUCCAGCACAACGUCAACGCCGGGCUCAAAAGCAACACCACUCGGCGGUCGCCCAGGGUACCUUGAUACCUCUAGGCGAGAGGUCUCUACAUACGAAGUCUUGCGAUACAUCCGGAGCACAUUCGACGACGAAAAGGUGCUCGACUCGGUGCCUCUCGAAGCCGCGGGAAAUCCUGGCGCAUGGCACGCGUGGAGAACGCGCCAGCGGCAGGCGGGCAAAAGUUUCUCUGGUGAUCUGGAGCCGCAAGGGAAGAAGGAGCAGGAGGGCGAUAAAGCAAUAGAGGCUGGGGAGUCUGUCCAGGAGAAGAAGGAAGAAGAAGGGGAAGAGAAGGAGGAGGCCACGCCGGCUCCACUGCCCGAGAGGAAGCCUUCCACCAGCGGGAGUGUUCACUCCAUCGUUCGGAAACCCAUCGGCAGUGCACCUUCUGUCUCUAGAAAGCCCGGAGAAUGGAAUUGGGAAGGCGUUUGGGAGGACAGGGUGCAGAAGGGCAUCGCGGCGUCUCUCUCUGAGGCGGUCUUGUACGGGGCGACGUCGGGUGGAGGCGACGACCUGAUCAACUUCCUUGCCAUGGAGGAAGGCGACGUGGACUCGGUGAGGGAAAAUUUGCUGCCCUGCAUGUUCGUCUCCUCUGCCGCUGCCGGGAUGCAGACAUGCCUACUUCUCAUCGUUCUCGCAACCGUCAUACCCAUGCUCAUCAUCGCGGUUUUGCUCUCCUGCUUCAUCUGCCGCAACUUCAGAGACGCAGCCGGCGCCAUCGAACCGAAGCCGCCGAGACGCUGGUUCGGUCUCCGACGCGUGAAAUCGAGCGACAGCACGAUCACCAGCCUCGCCACCCGCACGCAAAACUACGCAGAUUCGUGGCAAGACCUCGAGAGUCUCAGAACGUACCGGGACACGCCCACGCCUUCGAUCCAGCACGGCAUCCACGAGCAAGCCGGCUUCGCCUCCUUCCCGUCGUCUGACAUGGAGUUUCUCGCCAACGAGGAGAAGGACGGAUCGGGAAGGAGCGCUCCCGAAGUCCCGCGGCCGCUCAAGGUUCUCAAGAGACUCGGGCGUGGUUCUGGAGGGGGGCGCCGAGGAGGAUCGGACGGCGUGCGGAGACUCAGUGCCGAGACGAACAAGAGUCUAGACGGUCUUCCGGGGCCGCUUGAUGAGCCUCUCGUGGUGAGGAAGAAGCGAGGGAACUACGCGAUCGGACAAAUACCUGGUUCGGUUGGGGUUGGUCAGGAACAAUCUUCACCUGGCGGACAAACACAAUCAUAUAAUUCUUCUGAAGAGAACGCCAUGUCUGACGUUUCGCUUGUUCUCGUGCCACGGAUUUCCAUCACCCCGGAGGUUAAGGCUCUUGACGGCGGCACGACAACUUUUUGGGUCGCCAUUGAAGUUUCGGGACAACUAUGCCGACCACUCAAUGGAUCAGCGUGCGCUGCAAUCUCUUCCAGGGAUGAUUCAACCUUGGCCGACGGAAAUGAUAACCAACCUUCUGCAGGUGUGUUGAGAUACCUCUACAUCCUUGAGAUUAUCCAGGACGAGCCUAAACAGACAUCAGACGAGCUGAUUGAUGACUUGGAAUACCAGCUGGGAAGCUCCAACCUCGAGUAUAUACGCGUCCUGGUCAAGUACAAUCACUCGGCAUUCUUUUGCAAAAGUCGGUCUGGCAUCAUCGACAACAUGACCGAAGCAGGCACGAGAUUAGAGACUUUUGCUACGGCCGCCAUCAAGCGACACAACCACCGGUCACCAUGGUCUCCCAGCCGAGCCCUGACAUAUAACCCCAUUAUGAGCAUCGUCUAUGGUAGUUGGGAGCUACAGAGAGCUCGUAAUGCGAUGUACCGUAUGUCAGCGCGGCCAUCAACACCGCCAAGGCUUGUCGAGGUACUAUCCAGAAUGGACCUGUCAGAGGAGGACAAGCCAAUGGCCAUUCAGACGCCUCCGGUAGUUCCCAGGCGGGAGACAAGUCUCGGCAAAGACGCGAUAGUCAGGCAGCCAGAAGCACUGUACAAAGGGUGGUCUCCAGGGCAUCGGAGGACGUCAGCGGUGGACUGGGAUAGGCCCCGUGCGGGACAGGGCCCGGGCGUCCUGAGAAGCUUGGCAUCUUCCAUCGCUGGCACCGGCGGUGACGGUCAUCCUGCAGAGAAGAAGGGGGCGUGUGGAGGAGAUUCGCUCCGCAGCCAGGGGAGGAAACCUUCCAACCGUUGGGGUUGGACGAGUUGGUGGUGA